Messenger RNA from Penicillium chermesinum, 1530 nucleotides. RefSeq names its product type I 3-dehydroquinate dehydratase. The coding region runs from base 1 to 1530 and encodes 509 amino acids. Gene Ontology annotation, molecular function: 3-dehydroquinate dehydratase activity. NCBI's taxonomy places the organism in Eukaryota, Fungi, Ascomycota, Eurotiomycetes, Eurotiales, Aspergillaceae. The transcript has 3 exons. The record is from RefSeq and is a predicted model, not a curated record.
AUGGCUCUGAUUCUAGGACAAACAAGACCUCACGAGGACCUGCGUACUAAGCCGCGCACGAAUUUCAUUUCGACCACCUUCCCGGAUGUGCAUGCGGCCCUACCGAACCUGGAUAUCCUCUCGGUUGGCUCUGAUGCUGUAGAGAUACGAGUUGAUUUACUGGUUGAGCCAACCCCCGAUGGUUCUCUAGCGGGCAUACGGAACUCCCUAUUAUAUUUACAACGCGAUGUACCAAAGAAAAUGGCAAGUUCCCAAUGGACGAUCCGUUACUCUUCUACAAAUAUCUUCGGCGAGCAAUUCAAUGGGGGAGUAGAGUAUGUUGAUGUGGAACUAUGGCUCCCAGAGGACAUCCGAAAGCGACUCGCAGAAGCCAAAGGCAGCAGCGUCAUAUUAUCGGCAUUCCACGACUUCUCGGGGGCUUGGAAGUGGUCGGCGCCCGAAGCACAGCGCAUAUUCACAGAGAGCGCCAAAUACGCGGAUAUAGUCAAGAUGAUUGCUAUGGUGCAUAGUGUUGAAGCCAAUUAUGAGCUGGAAUAUUUCCGAUCAACCAUCAAGGCAAGGGGUCCUGGACCGUUAUUAUCUGCCGUCAAUAUGGGUCAACUAGGCCAGCUUUCCCCUGCCCCAGGCCAAUUGACGGCCGCCGAAAUCAACGAGGCGUUGCAUAUCAUGGGGCAAUUGCCGAAGCGUGAUUUAUAUGCGAUUGGGUCUUUCAGAGCCACUCCGCAAUCGAUGUUCAUACGGAAAUGCCUGAAUGAGCUGGGCUUACCACACACGUUUUCCACAAUUGACCGAGGUCCGAAAGGCUCUAUGGAAUCUAUUCUGUCGCAACCUGCGUUUGGUGGUGCUUCCGUCAAUCCGCCAAUCUCCAGCGCGACUCCGUAUAUUCCUACAAUCAGCGAGGCUGCCCGUGCGAUAGGACUCGUGGAUACGAUCGCCUUAAGCAACGCAACAACAGGCAGCUCUGUAGAUGGCGCUGCGCGUAUCAUUGGAGAGAACGCGACAUGGAAGGGCAUUCGGGCUACCUUGACCCAAGAGUACGUUCCCUCCGCUUACCAUGGCCGAGCUGCAAUCAUCGUCGCCGGUUCAGAAACCCACGCUUCAGCGGCGAUAUUUGCGUUGCGCAGCCUGGACAUCGGCACUAUUUACACGGUAGGCUUCAAAGCAGUUGGCCCUCUUGCUGCGGGCCUUGAGCCAUUCACUUCUAUUCAGUCAGUGAAACUGGUCGAGCAACCUUUCGUUAUAGUGUCUGCACUGCCACCUGAGAAGUCGUUGCUGGUGCAACCCCUGUUGAGGCACUAUAGCAGUAACGGUCGGUCGUCCCCCUGCUCCACUUGUGGGAAGGUCUACCUUGAUUUGACUACUGGGCCGCGUAAGGGUGACCCAGCAAGUGUGGCCGCCAGCGCCGGAUGGACGGCUUAUGGGUCAGAGGAUGUCGACGCAUGGACUACUGUCGAGACUCUGCGCCUAUUGGUCGGGCAGAAUGUGCCCUUUGAUUUUGUACGCAUGGCGUCUGGGCGACCACUAUUCUAG